AUGGAAGUGGAAGAGAGAGAGGGACCAUCAAUUAUAGCUGUGGUGCAUGAGUUUGAGGACGUGUAUCCACAUGAAGUACCUGGGUUACCUCCUAGUAGGGAGGUGGAGUUCUCUAUUGACCUAGUACUGGGGAUAAGUCCGAUAUCGAUGGCUCCAUACCGCAUGGCUCCGGCGAAGUUGGAGGAACUUAAGAAACAGAUAAAGGAACUAAUGGCGAAGCAGUUUAUCCGACCCAACACUUCGCUGUGGGGAGCACAAGUGUUGCUGUGGGAAAGUCCUAAGUUGGCCACAAAGAUCAAGAGCUUUGUGGGGUUAGCGGACUGCUAUAGGAGGUUCAUAGAGGGAUUCUCCAAAAUAGUGGCACCUCUGACACUGCUUACUCGGAAGGACCAACCCUUCACUUGGACAGAUAAGUGCGAGGAAAGUUUCCAGGAGUUGAAGAGAAGAUUGACUAGCGCUCCAAUAUUAGUGAUCCCGGAUGUCGGGAGGCCGUUCGAGGUCUACUGUGACGCCUCCCACCUCGGACUUGGUUGCAUUUUAAUGCAGGAGAAGAAGGCUGUGGCAUAUGCCUCGAGACAACUCAAGGUGCAUGAGAGGAACUACCCCACUCAUGACUUGGAGUUGGUGGCGAUAGUCUUUGCCUUGAAGAUUUGGAGGCAUUAUCUUUAUGAGGUAGAAUUGCUGGAGAAGUUCAGGGACAUGAGGCUACAAGUGGAGUUGGGGUCUGAGUCCAUUAGGUGUACUACCCUUACUAUAUCUAGUGACUUCUUGAGCUCAGUGAGAGAGAGGCAGUUAUUAGAUGCCAGCCUAAAUAGAGUCAGAGAACAGCUUGGGUCAGAUGAGACUAGAGAUUUCACUUUGGGUAAUGAUGAUAUCUUGAGGUUCCAGGGCAGGAUCUGUAUACCCAAUGAUGCUGAGGGUGAGGUAUUACCUUUGAUAGAGUUCACCUACAACAACAGUUUCCAUGCGAGCAUCGGCUUGGCGCCAUACGAGGCUCUUUAUGGCAGGAGUUGUAGGACUCCUCUCUAUUGGUAUCAAGAUGGGGAAGCGAUGUUGGUUGGACCAGAAUUGUUAGAGCAUACCACUAAGAAAGUGAGAACGGUGAGGAACAGGAUGCAAGCUUCUCAGAGUAGGCAGAAGGCCUAUGUAGACCGUAGGAGGAGACCUCUGGAGUUCGCAACUGGUGAUCAU
Messenger RNA from Vigna unguiculata (cowpea), 1191 nucleotides. The record is from RefSeq and is a predicted model, not a curated record. Lineage: Eukaryota; Viridiplantae; Streptophyta; Magnoliopsida; Fabales; Fabaceae.